Molecule: messenger RNA, 1762 nt
Organism: Populus euphratica (Euphrates poplar)
Lineage: Eukaryota; Viridiplantae; Streptophyta; Magnoliopsida; Malpighiales; Salicaceae
Gene: HKL3
Product: hexokinase-like 3
Exons: 10
Coding region: 169-1644 (491 amino acids)
Biological process (GO): intracellular glucose homeostasis; carbohydrate metabolic process
Cellular component (GO): mitochondrion; cytosol
Molecular function (GO): D-glucose binding; hexokinase activity; ATP binding
Source: RefSeq, a predicted model, not a curated record
UCACUCAGUCGCUGUAAUCAUCCACGUUACUCGCUCCUCCCUGCAUGAAAAACGGAUUGCAGUUAAUUCUUGAUGCUGUUCCCGUCCUCGUGAAACGAAGCUGUCACGAAGCCAACCUAGAUUCAAUCUGACGAAAAUAAAACGUUUUUGAAAGACAAUUGAGGAGAAAUGAGGAAGGAAGCGGUGAUGUUGGCGACAGUGACAACAGUGGCAGUCGUAGCUGUAUUGGUGAGGCAAAACUCAAGAAAAAAACAAAGACGAUGGAAGCAAACACAGCGCAUUUUGCGUAAAUUUGCAAGGGAAUCUGCCACUCCUGUACCCAAACUUUGGGAAGUGGCUAAUGCAUUGGUUUCUGACAUGCAAGCAUCUCUUGUUUCACAGGAGGAAACUAGUACCCUCAACAUGCUUGUUUCCUAUGCUGCCUCGCUACCUAAAGGGGAUGAGAAGGGGCUGUAUUAUGGGUUGAAUUUGCGAGGAACCAAUUUUUUAAUUUUGUGUGCUCGACUUGGAGGGAGAAAUGAGCCUAUUUCUGAUUUAUAUAGGAAGGAAAUUUCCAUACCCCCCAAUGUGUUGUCUGGUACCUCUCAGGAGUUAUUCGACUACAUUGCUGUGGAGCUAGCAAAGUUCUUCGUUUCAGAACAUCCCCCAGAUGAUACUCUUGAUGCACCAGAAAGGGAAAAGAAACUGGGCUUCACUGUGUCCUAUCCGGUGGAUCAAGCUGCAGCUAUUUCCGGCUCUGCUAUUAAAUGGAAGAGCUUCUCAGCUAAUGACACAGUUGGGAAAGCAUUGGUCAAUGAUAUCAAUCAAGCUUUGGAGAAACAUGGUCUCAAUUUCCGUGUUUUUUCACUGGUUGAUGAUACCGUAGGAAAUUUGGCUGGAGGUAGAUGCUAUAACAACGGCAUUGUGGCUUCAGUUACUCUAGCCAUGGGUUCAAAUGCUGCUUAUGUUGAACCAAAUGAAGCAGUUCCUAAAUGGCAAGGGCCAAUGCCAUCAUCCAAUGUGGGCGAGUUGGUUAUCAACACGGAAUGGGGAAACUUCAAUUGCUCAAACCUUCCAGUGACUGAAUUUGAUUCUAGUUUAGAUUCAGAAAGCUCAAACCCUGGUUGCAGGAUCUUCGAAAAGCUUACUUCAGCCAUGUACCUGGGAGAAAUUGUUAGAAGAGUCUUGCUGAAGAUGGCCCAGGAAACAGCACUCUUCGGAGACGUCGUCCCUCCAAAACUAGCUACUCCAUACCAGCUAAGGUCACCUGACAUGGCUGCCAUGCAUCAAGAUACAUCAGAGGAUCAUGGUGUGGUUGGUGAGAAGCUGAAGGAAAAUCUUGGGAUCACAAAUUCUUCUCCAAUGGUAAGGGAGGUAGUGGCUGAGGUUUGUGACAUCGUUGCGGAACGCGGUGCCCGUCUUGCUGGAGCUGGCAUUGUGGGAAUCAUAAAAAAGCUUGGCAGGAUUGAAAGCAGAAAAAGUGUAGUAACUGUGGAAGGUGGACUUUAUGAGCAUUAUAGAGUCUUUAGAAACUAUCUCCAUAGCAGUGUCUGGGAGAUGCUGGGCAGUGACCAUUCAGAUAAUGUAGUAAUUGAACAUUCUCAUGGCGGUUCUGGAGCCGGAGCUGUCUUCUUAGCUGCUUGCCAAAACACAAAAUCUUCUUGAUUCCUAGCUCAUACCUGGAUUUACGAAAUUACAAGGUGUUCUGGAUUGUCCUUACGUACUUUCAGUUUUUAUAAUUUCCAAUUAAGUGAACUAUAUAUUUGAAUCCAUCAUUAUUACA